AUGGCAUCUCACAAGGCAUUCCGCCCAAGCAAUCUUGAUGGUGACCAAACAAAAGAAGAUGAGAGCUUCGUCUACGCCGGCCAACUGGCAAACUCACUUGUGCUGCCCAUGGCACUGCAAACGGCCUCAAGCUUUUUCCAUAAUAUAUCUAGUGAAACUAACCGCCUAUUUUUAGGAUCUCUAAUAAAAUCCGAGGAAAAACAUCAUUUCGGGCCCAAGACGGCCAAUUGCAGAAGGUCCCAGCUAAAAGAUGCAAUUCUUGAGGGAGGAAUUCCAUUCGAUAGGGUUCAUGGCACGAGUGCCUUCGAGUAUCUUGGAAUGGACCCCAGGUUUAAUAAGGUUUUUAACACAGCUAUGCACAAUCACACUACAAUGCUUUUUAAGAAGAUCCUUGAGUCCUACAAGGGCUUCGAGCCACUCAAGCAAUUGGAUCAAGGCGUGGAACAUGUAGGAGGAGAUAUGUUCAAAAGCGUUCCUAAAGGAGAUGCAAUCUUCAUGAAGGGGAUACUUCAUGAUUGGGGUGAUGAACAGUGCUUGAAACUUCUGAAAAAUUGCUCUACAUCCAUUCCAAAUGAUGGGAAGGUAAUCAUUGUGGAGGCAUUUCUUCCAAUGAUGCCCGAGGUUUGCACUUGUAUGAAGCGCAACUCUCAACUUGAUGUGCUUAUGAUGGCUCAACACCCAGGAGGGAAGGAAAGGACGCAGCAAGAAUUUGAGGCCUUGGCAACCAAAGCUGGAUUUAAAGGCAUCAAAUAUGAAUGCCUUGUUUAUAGUUUCCAAGUCAUGGAGUUUUUUAAAUAGAUUGCUUGCUUGUAAAAUUUAUAAUUGUAUUUGUUGUGGACAUGUUUUGUACUCCUGCU
Molecule: messenger RNA, 857 nt
Organism: Juglans regia (Persian walnut)
Lineage: Eukaryota; Viridiplantae; Streptophyta; Magnoliopsida; Fagales; Juglandaceae
Product: flavone 3'-O-methyltransferase 1-like
Exons: 4
Coding region: 1-798 (265 amino acids)
Biological process (GO): methylation
Molecular function (GO): S-adenosylmethionine-dependent methyltransferase activity; O-methyltransferase activity
Source: RefSeq, a predicted model, not a curated record